UUAAAUUUAUCUAAUCUGCCAUUUCAUUUCUGCUAUCGAAAGUAAAAUAUAUUUAUGCGGCAUGUAUUCAUUGUGCACUUAGUGCAUAUUUAUAGCGUGCGAAAGCAGUGGAACUUUUUAGAUAUGCCAAAUGUCUUUCAUGCCUUUCCGACGUACGUUCCUGACCGUGACAUUUGAUUCGAUACGUUAUUAAUCUUAACCAUUUGACGUGACUUUAGACGUACAUUUUCAAAAUCAUUACGAUUAAAAACGCAUUAAAUUUAUUAAUGCCUGUGUUCAAGCAACUUAAUUGUCUUAUGACAGAUCUACUAUUUAAAAAACGUAAGAAUAACACUGAUGAGUCUACUUGUUACAAAGAUGGAAGACAAUUAAAGAGUAAUAGUUCUCAGUAUUGUUACUUAGAAAUACAUUUGUUACAGUCGCAGUCGUGAUAGCGUUCUUCAUUUGUUGGGCUCCAUUUCAUGUACAACGAUUGAUCGCCAUAUAUGGAACUAAUACAGAGGAUCACAUCACAUCGAACGGCCCGUGGAUGGAAUUUAUUUAUCUUCUAAUGACCUACGUGUCAGGUGUUUUCUAUUACGUAUCCACGACGAUCAAUCCGAUCCUUUACAACAUCAUGUCGAACAAAUUUCGCAUGGCGUUUAUGGAAACAUUAGCGAAGAGCUUCAGACUCUCUGGAUUGCCAGCACGUAACGAGCAACGAUCCUAUUCCAGCCUGUCACGGUCCCAGCAAAGAACCAUCGGGGGCUCCAGGAUAGUGGGAACUGGUGGAGGAUCCGGCAUAAUCGCCGACAGCAUGGAAGGUUCGGGGAAUUCCGCCUCGGUGGAAGAGGGCCAGAAGCAACCCAUAAAUAAUCCCGAAAGUCCACCGGUGACCACCAGUGUUCUGGGCAUACCUCGGACGAGCUCGGUGCGAAGUGGACACGCCAGAGAAACGAGGAACAACAACGACAUCCUGUCGUCGAAAAAACACAGCCAGCGGUCGCUGAUCAACGAGCAUCGCAAGGAUCGGUCGAUUCGCAGAAAUCAGGAGGCCUCGUGGAUAAAGAGAACGAGAUAUAAGAACGUGUCCAAUAUCGAUGAUUCUGAGAAGAAAUGGUGGAGAUUCCUGAAGUGGUUGCCCGGCCUAAGAGUCCUCAGAUUUCCCAGAGGUUCGACCGUGCCCGAGGAUCGCGUGUUCGACGAAGCCGGGAAUCCCCGCGAGGAACUGUCGAUGACGAUGUGGAACGUCCACGAUAACAACGAGCAGCGACCUGUAUAGAACAUCCGUGGGUGUUUCCGCGAUUCGAGAUCUUCGAAAAGACUGAUUUUUUUUCUUCAAUCCUGUAAUAACGAUGAUGCGCAAAGCCAUUGUCACACUACGUAUUACGCGAUUCACGUCCGUAAUACGUAGUGUGACAGCG
Pogonomyrmex barbatus (red harvester ant) is the source of this 1403-nucleotide messenger RNA. RefSeq names its product pyrokinin-1 receptor. NCBI's taxonomy places the organism in Eukaryota, Metazoa, Arthropoda, Insecta, Hymenoptera, Formicidae. The record is from RefSeq and is a predicted model, not a curated record. Gene Ontology annotation, molecular function: neuromedin U receptor activity. Gene Ontology annotation, biological process: neuropeptide signaling pathway. Gene Ontology annotation, cellular component: plasma membrane.